UUCUUGCCUGGCUCUAUAUCUUCGGGAUAGGAGUACACAAGUCGCGCCUUUUCCGCCUCUGUCGUCGCCGUUUGCUCUCAAUCCGAGGCCCGCAGGAAGAACUUGGAGCGGUUCUGAUGCGAUGAGGAGGAAGCUUCACACCCGUUUUCCCGCCACCCGAAUAAAGAAAAUUAUGCAAUCGGAUGAAGAUAUCGGGAAGAUUGCACUUGCUGUACCUGUUCUAGUAUCCAAGGCAUUGGAAUUAUUUCUACAAGACCUCUGUGGCAAGACAUAUAGCAUGACUCUCCAUAGAGGAGUUAAGACAAUGAGUUCUUUCCAUUUGAAGCAGUGCGUGCACAAGUUUACCGUGUUUGAUUUCCUAAAAGAUCUAGUGAGCAACGUUCCAGAUGUUGGUGGUUCUGAUGCAGAUCCUGAUGAUAAAGCCAGCAAGAAAAGGAAAGCUGCAGACGAAGACAAUUACAGUGAAGAGGAGACAAAGAGGAGCAACAAUGAAGCCUGUCGCAGCAGCAGCAGCAGCAGCGGCAGCCGCAGCCGAAGGGGCCAAGGGAGGAGGUGUCGUGGAAAAGGGCGUGGUUCUCUUGUCGUCGAUGGAGUCGAGAAGGGCAGUGUUGACUUUAACAGAUACGAAGAUGAUCCUGGCUCUCAACAUGAUGACGAACUCACUCACAGUGAAACUGAUCGAGAUAUGGCAACAGCAUCUGAAGAAAAUUGUGUUACCAGUAGCAGCGUGCGUGCCACUGUUGGGAACUUUGACUUGAACUUGGAUUUCAAUGACAUUGAGGAGAUAGCACCGGCCUCAGCUACAACCGCAGCAGCUAUGGCAACAAUCUUUAAGGUAAAUGGUGAUCUAACAGAUGACUAUCUGGGUUCGUCAAUUUCCAAUAUGGAUAAGAUUACCAUUGAUCCUGUUCAGUUUGCAUUAUCACACCGAGAUUAGAUGAAGAGGAAGAGGAUUAUGAGAUUGUACAAGGAUGACCAUUUUGCGUUUGUCUUUUUGGCUUAUAGGUAAGAUUUACAGUUAGAUCUGACUCCUAGCGUAGUGUUGCCAAA
Messenger RNA from Musa acuminata AAA Group (dessert banana), 1050 nucleotides. RefSeq lists its product as uncharacterized. Gene Ontology annotation, cellular component: nucleus. The transcript is spliced from 6 exons. Gene Ontology annotation, molecular function: protein heterodimerization activity; core promoter sequence-specific DNA binding; RNA polymerase II general transcription initiation factor activity. The record is from RefSeq and is a predicted model, not a curated record. Lineage: Eukaryota; Viridiplantae; Streptophyta; Magnoliopsida; Zingiberales; Musaceae. Bases 122 to 937 code for a protein of 271 amino acids.